UAUAAAGAAGAAAGGAAAAAAAUCUUAGUAAAUGGAGGAACGAGGGGGAGAGAGAGAGAGAGAGAGAGAGAGUAUCAUCGUGCAUUUGCCGAUCGCGGGAUCGUCCGUACGUCAAGGCACGAACACGGAGCACACGUGGUGCUUCUCUUCGCGGAACGUUAAGGAAUAAAUCUUUAAGUUGAUUGCAUAACGCGAAAAUAUCGAUGACGGUGCAGCAGCAGCGUGCCGGUCGGUCCGAGUAUUUACGUUUCUAUAUCCUUAUCUCCCUGGUGUCAUUAAUAAAAGUUGAAGUUCGUUAGUGAAGUUCAAGAGAUAAUGACGAUAUCGCUGCUCGCUCGAUUAAUGCGUGUAACGUCAUUAACUUCGACGAUUUUCUUUUCUCGCAAACUUAUUCUCGAUCGUUAAAUCGAUCGAUUCCACGCAACUGUGAUUCCGUUGAACUGUGCGAUAUUAAACAUAUUUAUUGCGUACGAAUGGGUUCGCCGAACGUAAUGGUGAACGGAAGCGUGGUGCAAAUUCCAGGACAGGUACAAGCUCAGGGCCUAGCUCUGGCACCGUUGACCCCACCGGCCCACGAAUUAGAACAACCCCAUCCGUUGUAUGGGCAACCUCAUAUACAAGUGCAACACGGGGUGCUGGUAAAGGCACCACCCGGCGGUGGUGCUGGUGGUGCACCGCAUUUGACGACCCUUUCGCAUCCAGGCACCCCGCCGGAUACGCCACCGGUCUCUGCCUCUCCACCCCCGUUGCAGCUGCAUCGCGCGGAGCGAGAUCCUCGCGAACGCAGUGGACUCCUCUUGCAUUUGCAACAACCGGGAUCCGUAUUGCAGGAUGACAUGCAAGUUGGGCCCGGGGUCAGCAUGGGCUGGCUUACUCAAUCCCUCAGGCAAGAACCCCUCGAUUUGAGACCUCAUUGUCCUCAGGAACAAGCGCAGGAACCUCAUCACGAAGCUUGGUCCUCGUCGACCCCGAAUCAUCAUCAUUUUCAGGAGCUUCAACAUUUGCCGAGACACACCAGGCAUCCCGGUGGGUACAUCACGAUGUCCGGUCACAUCGAGUACUAUGGUGGUCCAGGUUCAGGCGGCGGGAUGCUUCCCGCGGGCGGGGGUGUCAUGCAGAGCAUGGAUGAUAGCAUGCAAGGGAUGCCCAUGCAACCGGGUAGGCCGUUGAGCGUUUGCUCGGUCAGUUCUUGUGGUGCCAGUGGUCCCAGUCCUGCUCACAGAACUCCCAAUGGACUUUAUUCGAGCUGUGGACCUGCCAAUUCACAGGAAGAGCUCAUGAACGACGAGCUCCUCAUGUCGCUUUCCGUACGCGAAUUGAACAAACGCCUCCACGGUUGCCCGCGGGAAGAGGUGAGUCAGGUUGUCCGCUUGAAGCAAAAACGUCGAACUUUGAAGAACCGGGGCUACGCGCAAAACUGUCGCAGCAAACGAUUGCAACAACGUCACGAUUUAGAGACGACCAAUAGUAAUCUGCAAAACGAACUUCAACGAAUAAAAGUCGAGCUGGCUCGAACCCAACAAGAGCGGGAUCUUUACAAGCAACGUUGUGAAAUAUUGAGGGCUCGUCAGAAUCAUCAUCACAGUCAUAAUCACAACCAUCAUCAACAGCAAGUUCCUCAAUCUCAGCAACAACAAGCGCAAGCGCAACCUCAGCAACAACAUCAAUCGCAAAAUCAACAUCCUCAGCAACAACAACAGCAGCAGCCACCACCAGCACCCCCGCAACAACAACAACAACAACAACAACCGGGCCCGGCCAGUCCGGAAGUUUACCUAUGACAUCGACAGCGCCGAGGAGGCGCUUGCUGGACCUGAACGCGAUUUUAUCGAUAAAUCGAAUGCUUAAAUCGCGUUUCGAGAACUUUUGUGGAUCGAGUAAUGGGGAGGAAGAUAGAAGGGGAAGAACGUUCGAGCGAUACCUCUCUGAGAUCUAUCCUGGGCGUUAUCUCGGCAGCAAAAUAAUCAAAUUAUUCCGAACAAAAGUAAAGAAGCAAAAAGCUAUUAUUUUGCGUGCGUGCGUGCGUGCGUGCGUGCAUAAACGUUAACAAACAACGCAAUCUUUAUAUGAGGAUAGAUGAAUUUUCGUUUGUUUCUUUUUGUAUUUUUCCUUUUUUUUCGACGAUACACAGAGACAGGAACGUCUUCUCCUCGUUCCUCUGCGUGCAUAGGAUGGUGGUGCAUUUUAAUGAAGAAGAGGCCGCCGAGGAAGGGAAGGUGUCUACAAUUAAGUUAAGACAAAUGUAGGAUUAAGGAACGCGCAUGAAUGCGAACAAAUGCAGAUCCUUUUUUUUUUUGUUUUUUUUUUCAUUACUUUUGAAGAAUUCUCGUCUCUAGCGUUUGAUCUACGCGUGUACAUAGAUUCAUUCUACAUUGUUUAUGUAAUAUUAUGAUCGCAUCGCUUGUAAUAGCUAUCGGAUCUUGUUAAGGCCAUCGUAAAAAUGAUUUCUCAAGAUUAUCGCGAAUGAAGAACUUCGCGCGCUCUCUUCUAAACGUCAAUUUUACUUACAAUUAGGGCAUUCGUAUAAGUUUUGAUACGAGAUAGGGACUCUUCUUCGUCCAAUUAUUAUUCGAUGCUUUUAUUCAUUUUCUUACUAAUAGACACGAUAUUGUCAUUUGAUUUUCUUAUCAAACUUUGUCUUUUUUUCUUACUUUGUUUAUUUCUUUAAAUUAUAUUUUUAUAUCUACAUUAUUAUAAUGAUAUCUAUCAUAGGGUCGGUCUCUCUCAAUUGCGAGUCGAGUAGAACUAAAGGAAAAAAGGAAACUUGGACUGAUCAGAUCACGCGCUUAAACGGCCAAAGUGGGGUAAAAAGGGAAAUAUAUCGUUUUAAUAUGAUUUUGGCACAAAAAGUAAUCGCGGUAUACGGUAAUACCUGUAUGGUAUUUCUACGACUUGACUUCUUCGACGAAGAAAGAAUCUCCAUUUGUCUAUUCUACGAAUUCGACGAUAAGAAGAAGAAGUCGAGUUGUUUAUGCGUUAGACGGUGGCGUAACUUUGCGAACGAAGGAUUAGAUGAAAUAAUAAACGAGAAAAAGGAACAAUUUUAUUGGACGUAACGAAAUAUGAACAGGCCGGUGCUAAUCGUUCAUAUUUUAAGGAAAAUACCUGAACCUGCGCGUAAAGUUACGCCACCGAUCCUAAUUAGAAGAAUAUUAUGCAUAUACAAAAAAAAAAAUAUAUAUAUAUAUAUAUUAUUGUAUAUAUAUAUAUUAUUGUUUUCUCGUAUGGGUCACGUUCGGCCAAAACACCACUGGCCGAAACUUGUCCGAUUCGAUUUAAGAAUGUUUUAAUUCCCGUUACAUCGUCUCUCGUGUGUACAUAAAAGUAAUUAUUAUACUUCUUAUUAUAAAUAAACGUCGACACGCAAUCCGACAGUUUCAGAUA
Messenger RNA from Polistes canadensis, 3384 nucleotides. It is a transcript of the gene tj, whose product is annotated as hybrid signal transduction histidine kinase B-like. Gene Ontology annotation, cellular component: nucleus. The coding region runs from base 474 to 1781 and encodes 435 amino acids. The record is from RefSeq and is a predicted model, not a curated record. NCBI's taxonomy places the organism in Eukaryota, Metazoa, Arthropoda, Insecta, Hymenoptera, Vespidae. Gene Ontology annotation, biological process: regulation of transcription by RNA polymerase II. The transcript has 5 exons. Gene Ontology annotation, molecular function: DNA-binding transcription factor activity, RNA polymerase II-specific; RNA polymerase II cis-regulatory region sequence-specific DNA binding.